Molecule: messenger RNA, 2774 nt
Organism: Dromiciops gliroides (monito del monte)
Lineage: Eukaryota; Metazoa; Chordata; Mammalia; Microbiotheria; Microbiotheriidae
Gene: UBLCP1
Product: ubiquitin like domain containing CTD phosphatase 1
Biological process (GO): protein dephosphorylation
Cellular component (GO): nucleus
Molecular function (GO): protein serine/threonine phosphatase activity; protein binding
Source: RefSeq, a predicted model, not a curated record
AUGCGCACGCGUGGUGCUGGCAGGAUACAGCCAGCCGUAAGAGCAUCUUUGCCAUCUACAUCCGGGUCGCAGCGGCCCGAAGCCUUUAGCCUCUCCUUGAACUUCCCUUCGCCAUCCCGACGUCUUCCCUGGCUUCCGGUUCGGACGGCCAGUUCCGGUUUCCUGCCCACACUUCCGGGCGGCGCCGCCGGUUCCGGUGUGGCAGGUUCUUGUAUCCGCCGCCGCUGCCAGUCGGGACUCCGUUCCAGGGCCGUGGAGCCUGCGGUGCGGGGACCCCGACCGAAGGCCGACUCCGCGGCUGUCCCGCGGGCUCCCUGUGGAGAAGAGCGGGAUGGGAGGGAAGAGGACGGGACCUGGGUGUUGGUGAGGCGGACUGGAGAUGCCGGGGGUGGCUCCCCUACCGUCCGCCCGCCCCAGGGCCAAUGCGAGCCUCAGCUCCCCCCUCACAGUCAAGUUGUUUCCCCAUCCUUCCUGUUUGAAAGCUUCCUGCCCUCCCGCUUCAUCUCACCCCAGGCCCCCACCGCGUCCAGCUUCCCCGUCACCCCCUCCAGUUCUAUUCCUGGUCUUUUGACAAUAUACUGCUUGAUCGCAUGCUUCAGGGAUGUCUCUUUUCUUCAUAAUAAAUGGGGUGGACAGGAAUAUUCAAUAACCACACUUACCGAAGAAGAUACGGUGCUAGACCUCAAGCAGUCCCUCAAGACACUUACAGGAGUGCCAGAACGCCAAAAGUUGCUUGGUCUCAAAGUUAAAGGCAAACCUGCAGAAAAUGACGUUAAGCUUGGAGCUCUCAAACUGAAACCAAAUACUAAAAUCAUGAUGAUGGGAACUCGAGAGGAGAGCUUGGUAAAUAUGUCUUUAGGUCCACCACCUGACAAUGAUGAUGUUGUCAGAUUUGAUAUCGAAGAGGAAGUAGUUGAAGUAGAAAAUAGGGAAGAAAACCUGUUAAAAUUUUCUCGAAGAGUUAAUUACAAAGUGGAAAUUUUGAAUCCUCCCAGGGAAGGAAAAAAACUUUUGGUACUAGAUGUUGAUUAUACAUUGUUUGAUCACAGGUCCUGUGCAGAGACUGGGGUAGAAUUAAUGCGACCAUAUCUUCAUGAAUUCUUAACAUCUGCAUAUGAAGAUUAUGACAUAGUUAUUUGGUCUGCUACAAAUAUGAAGUGGAUUGAAGCUAAAAUGAAGGAGCUGGGAGUAAGUACAAAUACAAACUAUAAGAUCACCUUCAUGUUGGACAGUGCUGCUAUGAUAACAGUACAUACACCAAGAAGAGGCCUAAUAGAUGUAAAACCUCUUGGUGUUAUAUGGGGAAAAUUUUCAGAGUUUUACAGCAAAAAAAAUACCAUUAUGUUUGAUGAUAUUGGAAGAAAUUUUCUUAUGAACCCACAGAAUGGAUUAAAGAUAAGGCCUUUUAUGAAAGCUCAUCUAAAUAGAGAUAAGGAUAAAGAACUUUUAAAGUUAACCCAAUACCUCAAGGAAAUAGCAAAAUUAGACGACUUUUUGGAACUGAAUCACAAACAUUGGGAAAGGUAUCUCUCAAAGAAGCAAGGGCAGUAAUUCUAAGAUGCUUUGGCAUUUAACUGAAGAUAAUUGAGAUCUAUGGACCUUUCCUUGCUUUUAUGCUAGAUAUUAUGAUAAUAGUGCUGGACACUGAAGCAAAUACCAGACUGACUGACUGACUGCUUAUACUUGGUCUUCCAGUUUUUAAAUUUUAUUUUAUUCUGUAUUUUUUUUCCGAAGAUCACAGCAAUAAGCUAAAAGAAAAAAAAAUGUUUCUUUUUCUUAUAUACACUUUGUUACUAUUUAAAAAUAAUACCUACUUCCCGACUGCUUCCAAGGUAUUAUUGUAAAUGUGUUUUCUCUGCCCUGCCCCUCCAUGGAGGAAAAUAUAUUUAGCAAUUUUCCUAAUGAUGUCAUUCAGUAACUUUGGAAACAACUUCAGGCUUUAGGUUUUUGUUUCACUAAAUCUCCAAAGACCAAAACCUAUCUUGAAACUGGAAAGCAAGGUUUUAUUUUAUAUUUUUAAGACCAAAAAAUUUGUGCAGGGAGCCAAUUUUGGUAUUUUAAAAAAUUACCAAGAUUCUCCAUCCUUCUGUCUUAGACACAGUUUUCCUUCUCUGUUCUAAUAUUUAGGUUCCUAAAUACAAACUAUCUCAUUUUGGUUUGUAUUUGUGUGGCAGUGUUUCUUUGUGUAAGACUGGAAGGCACCAGCCCUAAGGCAAAUGUGCCAUAUUGGGAAGAGGUGGAUUCCUGGAAAAUAAUUACUGACAAAAUAAAUUUGAAGGGAAAAAAGUCCAGCUAUAUUGGAUGGCUAAGUAGAAGCAUUUCUGCCUAAAAACCAUUGUCAUAAGCAGUUUAAAAGCACUAAAUUUCAAAUAGGACAUGUCAAAGAUUCAUCCCUAAUAAAGCAUGAACAAAAGUCCUUGUUCUGUUCUAGUUAAAUCUUGUCCAAGUGCAAACACCAUGUCUCAACUGAAAUACCUAGUCAUACAGUUUUCAAAAAGUCAUUUACUUGCUUUGCUUAAGCCUGCACUAUAGAAGUGUGAUGUGACUGCUGUUUUGCGUUAUUGACAGUGUUACAUUAUACAGUUCUUGUAUUUGAAAGAAGUCCGAGCCUUUCAAAUAAACAUGGUAUAUAUUGUUCUUAAGGGACUAUAGCAGUGGUGUAAAUAAUAAAUAACUUUUCUUAAAACAUUGGAUAUCUGUUAUAUGUGGUCUUAUGUGUUUUGCCUUUUUUGCUAUAUUACACAAAAACAUCAAUUAAAUUUUUGUGAUUUGAA